Molecule: messenger RNA, 1053 nt
Organism: Saccharomycodes ludwigii
Lineage: Eukaryota; Fungi; Ascomycota; Saccharomycetes; Saccharomycodales; Saccharomycodaceae
Gene: HMT1
Product: protein-arginine omega-N methyltransferase HMT1
Exons: 1
Coding region: 1-1053 (350 amino acids)
Biological process (GO): peptidyl-arginine methylation
Cellular component (GO): nucleus
Molecular function (GO): protein-arginine N-methyltransferase activity
Source: RefSeq, a predicted model, not a curated record
AUGUCCAAGACAACUGCUACCGAGUCAGCCACUGACAAAUCGAAAUUAUCACAAACAGAACAGCAUUAUUUCACUUCCUAUGACCAUUAUGGUAUUCAUGAAGAAAUGUUACAAGAUACAGUUCGUACAAUGUCCUAUAAGAAUGCUAUAAUGCGCAAUAAAAGUUUAUUUAAAGAUAAAAUUGUUUUAGAUGUUGGUUGUGGUACAGGUAUUUUGUCCAUGUUUGCCGCUCAAGCUGGUGCCAAACAUGUUAUCGGUGUUGAUAUGAGUAAUAUCAUCGAGAUGGCCAAGGUAAUAGUUGAAAAAAAUGGGUUUGCCAAUAAGAUUACUUUAAUACGUGGCAAAUUAGAAGAUAUUACUUUGCCUUACAAAAAGGUUGAUAUAAUUGUUUCUGAGUGGAUGGGUUAUUUCCUUUUGUAUGAAAGCAUGAUGGAUACUGUUUUAUAUGCUAGGGACAAGUACUUGGUUGAAGGUGGCCUUAUCUUCCCAGAUAAGUGUUCUAUUCAUGUUGCAGGUUUGGAAGACAGUCAGUACAAAGAACAAAAAUUAGGCUACUGGGAAAAUGUUUAUGGUUUUGAUUAUUCUCCAUUUAUCCCACUUGUUAAAAAGGAGCCUUUGGUUGAUACUGUACAAAACUCCGCAGUAAACACCACGAGAUGUAAACUAAUUGAGUUCGACUUAAAUACAGUCAAAAUUGAGGAUUUGGCUUUUGAAUCCGAGUUUAAAUUGGAAGCUAAAAGACAAGAUUUCAUAAAUGGGCUUAUUGCUUGGUUUGAUAUUGAAUUUCCAUAUGAAAAGCGCAAGGGGAAUACGCCUGUUUACUUUAGCACUGGUGCUCAUGCAUCUUAUACGCAUUGGAAACAAACUGUUUUUUAUUUUGCAGAUGAUUUGGAAUGUGAAAUUGGCGAUAUUUUAAAGGGUAAAUUGAAAUGUUCUCCAAACAACAGAAACAACAGAGAUUUGGACAUUGUAAUUGAUUAUGAGUUUAUGCCAAAGGGACCUGGGUCUAGACAAAGGAGAGUAAUUGGACAAAAUGAGUAUAUUAUGCAAUAA